Molecule: messenger RNA, 2994 nt
Organism: Lineus longissimus
Lineage: Eukaryota; Metazoa; Nemertea; Pilidiophora; Heteronemertea; Lineidae
Product: guanylate-binding protein 3-like
Exons: 10
Coding region: 117-2105 (662 amino acids)
Molecular function (GO): GTPase activity; GTP binding
Source: RefSeq, a predicted model, not a curated record
GGACAACGUUAUUAUAAGCGGCCCAUACCAGGAUUUUCGUCAUUCCGGGCGUAAACCAGGCUGUCGAGGGAGAUCAAGACAUUGCAGUAUUACACAAAUAGCUGUCGAAGACGAAAAUGGCGAGUUCCCAAACAAUCUUCAAUGGUGCCAAGAAUUUCAUUAAAACCGAGAGGGCUUCUGACGGAAAAUAUAUGCCGGCGUUGAAUAAGGAGGCGCUUGAUGAAUUAAAGCAAGUCACUCAGAAACUUGUGGUCGUUUCGGCUGUUGGACCUUACAGAACUGGCAAAUCCUAUUUACUGUCUAGGUUGUCCAAAUUGGUUAAGGGGCCAAAGUUUACAGUUGGCCACAAGUCCGAGCCUCAAACCAAGGGAUUGUGGCUGAUGAUAAUUGAUCACCCAGGCUUACCUGACUGCAAGCUGGCUCUGCUGGACACAGAAGGCGUCGGCGAUACGAAAAAGGGUGACACGCAACAUGACGCGAUGCUUUUUGUUCUUACCUGCCUUCUGUCCGACACCAUGAUCUACAAUGGAUCAAAGGCAAUUGACGAAGUUGCAUUUGAGAAGCUGAAGUAUGAUGAGGCAAAUUCACACGUCAUAGGAGGCAGUACGUUUAUUAUGUACAAUAACGUUUUUAUCCCUUCCUUAACUUCGCCUAUCUUUACUGCUGAAAUGUCGAAGUACUUAAUUUCGAGAGAAAAGAAUGAAGGAGAUGAUGACAACUUCUAUAAGUUCUUCCCAGAGUUGAUAUACGUCAUUAGAGAUUGCCACGUUGGCCUGGAAGAGAACGGGAGGGAAAUCACGCCAGACGAGUACUUCGAGAGUGCCUUGACUGUUGACAGCAGUGAUGACAAGACAGGGCAGAGGGCGAAGACACGGAAUUCAAUCAAGAAGUACUUUCGGCGAAGGAAAUGUUUCACCUUGGAUAUACCAGCAGCCAAAAAGAGUGUAUUGUCAAUGAUGGACACUAUUGCCGAUGAUCAACUGAAUGAGGACUUCAUCGGAACCAUGAAUAAAUUGCUUCAGUACAUCUUAUUUGAGAGCAAGUCCAAGGUGUUGCAGAAUGGAAGACAAAUAAAUGGCCGUCAGGUAGCCAUUUUGGUCGAGACUUACGUCAACGCCUACCGUAACAAAGAUGUUCCAAAUAUCUCCUCGGCGCUGCAAAACCUAAAGGCAGAGGAAAACAGGAGAGCGCUUGAACAAGCCGAAUCGAUAUAUGGCCAAGCUAUGGAUAGUUAUAAACACAAAAUGCCAACUGAGUCAAAGGACGACGUUGAACAUCAGCACAAAGCCCUGGUGAGCGCGAUAGAGGCGCGGAUAUAUGCAGAUGUUAUACUCCAGGACGAUGAAAUAAAAGAGUUCAUCAAAGUACUUGAGGAAACUCUCAACGCGAAGAAAAUAUUCUACAUCGAAGAAAACGAACGUCUGUCGAAGGAGAAGUGUGAUACUACACUCCAGGCUUUUUAUAGACAGCUACAGGCCAAGAAGGUCAAUGAGUACAAUCGUCCUGGGGGUUACGAGGAAUACCGUACUGACAUGAGCAACUUAGAGGACAAGUACAGCCAGAUCAGUGGAUUGGGCGUCAUGAAAAAAAAAAAAUUGUUAGAAUUCCUGGAAGAGAAGAGGACUGAAGAAGACGCUAUGCUGGCCAUGGACAAUGCACUCACUGAAAAGGAGAGGCAGCUCGAAGAGCAAAAGCGGAAGACCGAGCAAUCCGAAAGAGAAAAGGAAGAACUUCAAAUGCAACGAAUUGAAGAAGAAAAGAGGAAUGCCGAAUUAUUGGAAGACGGUCAAAAACAAAAUGAUGAAAAGAUAUCCGAUAUGAAGCGCAAUAUGAAAGACGAGGCAGAGAAGAGGCUCAAAAUGGAAGAGGAAUACACUAGCAUGAAGGAGCAAAUGAACAUGCAGGAGAAUCAGGCUGUAGAUUUCGAGAAGCUUGCCGAAUUUAAAAGACAAAAAGAGAAGGAGGCCUCCGUCGGUGGUUUCAUUAUAAAAGGUCUUGCUGGUCUUGCAGCUGGUGUUGCUCUCGGUGUUGCAGCUGCUGUUUUUGAACCUGUACUUCUUGUCGCCGGUAUCAUGACUGUUGCGGCAGGACUUGAUAUUAUCUAAUUACAACAGUGAUUAGAGAUAAUUCGAACUGUGCCUUCUGUGACCACGCAUCACGCGCAGCAAUAAGUCUGUAUAAAAUACAAGUAAAGGACGAAAUCAGCGAUUGUAAUUGGUACCAGAGGUUACCUCACGUACACGGUGUAUAUUAUCGAAUUUUGCUUAUUGUUUAAAACAGACCCAUCGAAGACAUCUAUAAUCUCUCACAUCGUGUGACAGUUUAUCACGUCUGCAGUAUGUUUGAUAUGGUGAUUAAGCACACGUUCUUCCGCAAGAAUUGUUAUGUAUGACUUCUUUAAAUUUAUUGGAUCACGUUAUAAAACCUAUAUACGCAUAUGGAUCCAAAAUUUGGUGCCCCAGAAAAUUAUUUCAAGAAAGAUCCAAUCUGUUGAGACAAGAUUUUGGGUGCAAACAUUUACAAGCAGCCUGCAGACAAACUGAACAUAUAAUUUUUGUAAAUAUUUAUUAGACACAUCUUAGAAAGCCUGCAACAUAUUGGGCGAAUAAGGGAGAUUAUCGCUUUGAAUGGACUCAAUAACCGCUUCUUUCUGAUGUUACCAACAUGUUUAAUGUCAAAGAAUGAUGAGGCACUAAACGAAUCCAUUGCAAUAGACAACUCUAAAAAAAUUUCUUGGUAUUCAUUUAUUAAAAAUAUGGCAAUUUCUCUCAACCUUAAUCUAUCAUCAUUUAACCCUAAACUUGUCAAAGAAAAAUUGAGAGAGAAAUGUGUAGCUCACUGGAAGAAUAACCUCAGCACCACUCGUAUGCAAGGAGGCAAGCUUGAGCUUUAUUCUAGAAUUAAAAACCAUUUUCAAUAUUGUGACAAUAUUAGGAAUUGCUUAUUAUAUCUAUAAUUAGGUAUACGGUAAAAAAGGUACAGGAAAAAAAGGUA